This is a messenger RNA of Recurvomyces mirabilis, 1401 nucleotides long. RefSeq lists its product as uncharacterized. The record is from RefSeq and is a predicted model, not a curated record. The transcript has a single exon. Gene Ontology annotation, biological process: magnesium ion export from mitochondrion. Gene Ontology annotation, molecular function: magnesium ion transmembrane transporter activity. Lineage: Eukaryota; Fungi; Ascomycota; Dothideomycetes; Mycosphaerellales; Teratosphaeriaceae. Bases 1 to 1401 code for a protein of 466 amino acids.
AUGGUACUGGGCGGCCAACUGGCCGAGUACUUCUUCCCAUCUCGAGCCGAAGCGGCAUCGACAAUAUCAGCGACAACGACAACGACACUCAACUAUGUGGAUGACGGUCGGGAGGGCCGGGAGGGUGGGAUCAAAGAUGAGGGUGGCAGACAGGCGUUCCUGCGACGGCCGAAAGAAGAGCUUCGCACGGAUAUGAAUCCAUCACAGCAAAACGUCAUAGCGGAGAACAUGGACAAAGACGUAGACGCCUACCGCCCCCCCUACCUCCACGCCAUGCUCGCCGGCGGCAUCGGCGGCACAACGGGCGACAUGCUCAUGCACAGCCUCGACACGGUCAAGACCCGUCAGCAGGGGGAUCCCCACAUGCCGCCCAAGUACACCAGUAUGGGGAAUACCUACUACACCAUCUUCCGGCAAGAAGGCGUGGGCCGCGGACUGUAUGGCGGUGUCGCUCCCGCAUUUCUGGGCAGUUUCGCCGGCACCUUGAUUUUCUUCGGCUGCUAUGAGUGGAGUAAGCGAUUCAUGAUCGAUCAUGGUGUUGCGCCCGGGGUGUCGUACCUCGCCGCGGGCUUCUUCUCCGAUCUGGCCGCGAGUCCGCUCUACGUACCCACGGAGGUUCUGAAGACGCGGCUGCAGUUACAGGGGAGGUUCAAUAACCCUUACUUCACCUCCGGAUACAACUACCGCUCCACCCCCCACGCCCUCCGCACCAUCAUCCGCACGGAGGGGAUUGGAGAACUGUUUUCCGGCUACAAAGCCACGCUCUUCCGCGACCUGCCGUUUAGUGCGUUGCAAUUCGCUUUCUACGAGCAGGAGCAGAAAUGGGCGACGCAGUGGGUUGGGCCUGGGAGGGAGAUUGGUUUGGCGUUGGAGAUUCUGACGGGGGCGAGUGCGGGUGGGAUGGCGGGCGUUCUUACUUGUCCGAUGGAUGUGGUUAAGACGAGGAUUCAGACCGAGUUGGACCCAGAGGUCGCGGCUAAGGCGAGGUUGGCGAGGAAGGGGAAGGGGAAGGGGAAGGGGAAGGGGGUGGGGGGUGCGACUGCUGCUGCUUCGUCGUCAUCACCGCAGGAUCUGCAGAAGUCCCCUCAUCGCCCUUCGGCUGCUGCUGCGCCUUCGGUGGUGGGUCUUCAGCAUCCGCAGCAGAAAUCCCCAAUCUCGACUUCCGGGCCGAGUACGGCGUUGAAACAUCAUGGGCAGGUGGCCCUGGACACGGAGUCUGUUGUCAAAGCUCUCCGGAUUAUUUAUAAGAACGAGGGGAUGGCGGGCUGGUUUCGCGGGGUCGGGCCGAGGGCUGUGUGGACGAGUGUGCAGUCUGGGACUAUGUUGUUGGUUUAUCAGAAGUUGUUGAGGUGGUUUGGGGCGCAUCCGUUGAGUGGGGAGGGGGAUGGACUGCGGGAUUAG